UAGAGGCAGCCCACCGCAGUGUGGUGUGUAUAAAGGUAGCUCAGCUGCUGCUGGAGAAUCAGAAAACUCGAAGUCCUCCAGAGAGAAGCAACAGUCGCUCGACACUGCUCAGCCUAACCUUCAUACCGAAGCUAAAUUCUAGCUUUCACUCGACACGAUCAAGAGGAACUGGAUUCAAAGACUACACAACGAGAUCAACUUGAUCAAAUCUGAAGAGGAGACUGCAUUUUUUUAAAAGAGAUUGGAAAGAAGUGGUCAUCAUGUUUUCUGGAAUGAAUCGAAGAGUGCUUGCUUUGCUGUGCCUGACUUUCUGUGGAUGGGCUACGGCUCAGGAGUGCAGUGGACAAUGCCAAUGUCCUGAUGUACCACCCCAGUGUUCGCCCGGUGUGAGCCUGGUGCCGGACACUUGUGGGUGCUGCCGGGUGUGUGCCAAGCAACUGGGCGAACUUUGCACAGAGCGAGACGUUUGUGACCCCCACAAAGGCCUUUACUGUGACUACGGCUCCCCAAGCAACCGUCGUAUUGGAGUCUGCACAGCAAGAGAAGGUGCCACUUGCGUGUUCAGUGGAAUGGUGUAUCGCAGCGGAGAGUCCUUCCAGAGCAGUUGUAAAUACCAGUGCACGUGUCUAGACGGCGCUGUAGGUUGCGUGCCCCUGUGUGGAAUGGAUAUUAGGCUCCCCAGCCCUGACUGCCCGAUGCCCCGCAGGGUGAAGGUCCCAGGGAAGUGCUGUGAGGAGUGGGUGUGUGACUCCCCUCAACAGAAUACCUUUGUGGGACCAGCUUUGGCAGCUUACAGAGAGGAGGAGACAUACGGGCCCGAUCCCUCCAUGAUGAGAGAGAACUGCCUGGUUCAGACCACAGAAUGGAGUGCAUGCUCAAAGACCUGCGGCUUGGGAAUCUCUACUCGUGUCACCAAUGACAACCGCGAGUGCCGUCUUGAGAAGCAGUCCCGCCUCUGUAUGGUUCGCCCCUGCGAUUCACACCUAGAGGAGAAAAUCAGGAAAGGGAAGAAGUGUAUCCGCACACCACGAGUCUCAAAACCCAUGAAGUUUGAGAUUUCUGGCUGCACCACCACCAAGUCUUACCGGCCCAAGUUCUGUGGCGUUUGCACGGAUGGACGCUGCUGCACACCUCACAGAACCGCCACCUUGCCCAUGGAGUUCAAGUGCCCAGACGGCCAAGUCAUGAAGAAGCAGAUGAUGUUCAUCAAGACCUGCGCAUGCCACUACAACUGCCCCGGGGAGAACGACGUCUUUGAGUCCAUGUAUUACAAGAAGAUGGUCGGUGACAUGGCGUAAGGAGACAGUGACAGCAACGCCGAGGAGUUCCAUGCAGUGACUGUCCACUUGAAUCUAGCAGAUAUCCAUCUCAUAUCUCAGCACAAAGUAAUUGUUUGUCUUUUUAUGGUUUUUUGCUUUCAUUUUACGUUUUUUUUUUUUUAGUGUAUGUAUUUUGUACAAGGACUACAUUUGUCAUGGUGGAUGUCUAAGAUUAGGGGGUGGGGAUUGUAAAAUGACCGGGCUCUGUUCGGACGCCCCAUAAAAAACAUUACUGCACUAAUAGUCCGACUCUGUGACGCCCAAUGUCAAUGAUUGGCAGAUGAUGCCAAGCCCCUCCCCUUGAAGCUAAUCGCCUCACCAAGCCGAUAGAAGGCAGAAGAAAGAGACAGAGAAACUGAUGUGCUCUUAUAUUUAGUUGAUUUUGUCAGCUCAGAUUUUGAUUGAGCUGAAACAAGACAUGAAGUUUGGCCAAGAACUAUGAAGGUUAAUAUAGCACUGAGUGUUUGACUUCGACUGUCUGGCCCCUCCUGAUGGGAGAGCGUCAGUACCCCUGUCAAAAAGACUGGAUGAAUUGUAGCUUCAUUCUAUUUUUAUUACAGUAUCUAUUUUUUGAAAGCUGUAAAUAAUGUACAUAUUUUGUACAUCUUAAGUUAAUUUAAAUUCAAAGCAUUUGAUGUCUUGCUUAUUUUCUUGCUUCACCAAGUUUAAAUAAUAGCUCCAUGUGCUGACUUGACUGUUCUUCUUACAGUUUGUCCAAUAUUUUAUUGAGAAGUGUGACCAAAAAGUUACGUUUUCACUUUUGUAGUUAUAAAUAAAAUAUUAUAUUUUUAUAUAAA
Molecule: messenger RNA, 2116 nt
Organism: Carassius gibelio (silver crucian carp)
Lineage: Eukaryota; Metazoa; Chordata; Actinopteri; Cypriniformes; Cyprinidae
Product: CCN family member 2
Exons: 5
Coding region: 261-1298 (345 amino acids)
Biological process (GO): cell adhesion; signal transduction
Cellular component (GO): extracellular region; extracellular matrix
Molecular function (GO): integrin binding; heparin binding
Source: RefSeq, a predicted model, not a curated record